This is a messenger RNA of Prionailurus viverrinus (fishing cat), 3897 nucleotides long. RefSeq names its product casein kinase 1 delta (gene CSNK1D). Gene Ontology annotation, cellular component: nucleus; spindle microtubule; cytoplasm. Gene Ontology annotation, molecular function: ATP binding; protein serine/threonine kinase activity. The coding region runs from base 315 to 1844 and encodes 509 amino acids. The transcript has 9 exons. Gene Ontology annotation, biological process: regulation of circadian rhythm; positive regulation of canonical Wnt signaling pathway; peptidyl-serine phosphorylation. The record is from RefSeq and is a predicted model, not a curated record. NCBI's taxonomy places the organism in Eukaryota, Metazoa, Chordata, Mammalia, Carnivora, Felidae.
CGGCGGCUCCUUCAGGCAGCUGAAGGGGGAUUUAGGCCCGGAAGAUCCGAGUCCAUCCGCGGCGGGGAGAGGGCGAGCGGGGCCGGCGGGGGCCGGAGCAGGGGCGGCGGCGCUCGGACUGUCCCAUCCGCCCCGUAUUGAGGCGCUGGGAGCAGCCGGGCGGCCGGAAAGCGAUGGUGAAAGCGGGGCCGUGAGGGGGGCGGAGCCGGCAGCCCGACCCGCCGUAGCGGCAGCAGCGGCGCCGCCUCCCCGAGCUCAGACCCAGGAAGCGGCCGGGAGGGCAAGAGCGAGCCGGAUCCGCCGCCGUCGCCACCAUGGAGCUCAGAGUCGGGAACAGGUACCGGCUGGGCCGGAAGAUCGGUAGCGGCUCCUUCGGAGACAUCUAUCUCGGUACGGACAUUGCUGCAGGAGAAGAAGUUGCCAUCAAGCUUGAAUGUGUCAAAACCAAACACCCUCAGCUCCACAUUGAGAGCAAAAUCUACAAAAUGAUGCAGGGAGGAGUGGGCAUCCCCACCAUCCGGUGGUGCGGGGCGGAGGGGGACUACAAUGUCAUGGUGAUGGAGCUGUUGGGACCGAGCCUGGAAGACCUGUUCAACUUCUGCUCCAGGAAAUUCAGCCUCAAAACUGUCCUGCUGCUUGCUGACCAGAUGAUUAGUCGCAUCGAAUACAUUCACUCAAAGAACUUCAUCCACCGAGAUGUGAAGCCAGAUAACUUUCUCAUGGGGCUGGGGAAGAAGGGCAACCUGGUCUACAUCAUUGACUUUGGGCUGGCCAAGAAGUACCGGGAUGCCAGGACCCACCAGCACAUCCCCUACCGAGAGAACAAAAACCUCACUGGGACGGCGCGGUACGCCUCCAUCAACACGCAUCUUGGAAUCGAGCAAUCUCGAAGGGAUGAUCUGGAGUCACUGGGCUAUGUGCUCAUGUACUUCAAUCUGGGCUCUCUGCCCUGGCAGGGGCUGAAGGCAGCCACCAAGAGGCAGAAGUACGAACGGAUCAGCGAGAAGAAGAUGUCCACCCCCAUCGAAGUGCUGUGUAAAAGCUACCCCUCUGAGUUCGCCACGUACCUGAAUUUCUGCCGCUCCUUGCGUUUUGACGACAAGCCUGACUACUCCUACCUGAGGCAGCUCUUCAGGAAUCUCUUCCACCGCCAGGGUUUCUCCUAUGACUACGUGUUCGACUGGAACAUGCUCAAAUUUGGAGCCAGCCGGGCAGCUGAUGACGCUGAGCGGGAACGCCGCGAUCGAGAGGAGCGGCUGAGGCACCCUCGGAACCCAGCCGCCCGCGGCCUCCCCUCCACGGCCUCUGGCCGCCUGCGGGGCACCCAGGAGGUGGCUCCUCCCACCCCCCUCACCCCUACCUCACACACUGCUAACACCUCUCCUCGGCCCGUGUCUGGCAUGGAAAGAGAGCGGAAAGUGAGUAUGCGGCUGCACCGCGGCGCCCCCGUCAACGUCUCCUCCUCCGAUCUCACGGGCCGACAAGAUACCUCCCGCAUGUCGACCUCACAGGUGUCCUCAGAGAAAUGGCUCGGUCAUGCACACGGGUCCCUUCCACCCACAUCCUCCUCUUCCCUCUCUGGCUUUGGUGCUGUGGCUCUUCUGCGUUCACCCACGUGUCCUCCACAGAUGAGCUCUUUUCACACACUUGGACCUUCUUGCUCAGGUAGCUGUCAGGUCCCUCUCCUGCUUCCAACAGGGUCCUCCGGGUGCCUGUGCCCCGUGGUAUCUGCGGGGGGUUGGGGGGACGGGCACUGGUUUGGGGGAGCACCCUGGAAGCCCGGGUCCUGGGUCACGCGCCCCCGGCGGUGCCCCUCCGGCUCACUGUGGUACCUCUCUCGUUGACGAGUUAGCCUUGGGCCCUGCUGCUGGCACACGCUUGGUGCUGGGCGUAUCUUGGUGAAUUGCUGGGCCGAGCACGUUGGUUAGGAGAGCACAGGGUCUGUGAGAACUGCCCAGAACCUCAGUUCCGCAGCGUCUGCUUCACCUUCUGGCAGAGGAGCAAGGAGGGAGUGCUCCUGAUCACUUUUAUUUUAGCCCAGUGAAGUGAAGAGUUUCGGUGUGACUACCUCUAGGUUGCUGGUAGUUCUGCCAGAAAGGGGUUGUCUCUGUACGUAACUUUUUCCCAAAGAGAUUAAGGAUCCGCGUAGUUCUGAUCGUGGGGCUCGAGGAGUCUGGCCAGCGUAAUGAGCUUGGGCCCCACACUGCACCUCCCUCCCCGCAGGACACAGAAAGGGCUAUGGGCUUCUUCCCCCAAGCCCUGGAAUCCAUGAAUCGGCAGCAGGAGAUAGAUCGUAGGCAGCGUCUGCCCACGCGCGGCCGAGAGCCCAGGCAUACAGUCUGCUCCAGGGCCCCAGAUACCCCAGGCAGGGACAAUCGGGAGUCUGUGGACCCCAGGGGCUCUGUCUGGACUCAGGAUCUACGUUCUCGACCUCAGCCAGUGAAGGUGAAGGAAGGGGCAGAGCUAAUUCUCUUUGAGGGAAAAGAACGUACAUGGAGGGUUUGGGACGACAGAGGGCCCGAGGCUGCUGGGACCGAGCCCAGCUUCUCCCGCACGGUGUGGCCAGCCUCGGCCCACAUGCCCUUGGGCCUUGCUGUGAAGUCUCACUGAGCAGAGGCGAGUUUGCAGCUGGGAGUCCCGUGUUCCGCGUCCUCGUUCUUUGUGCUUUCCGUGUGAAGAAGCGUGAGACUGGACCAGAAGGACGAGGCUCCAGAGGUGUGAUGGGGAGGUGUCUCCCCUCUGAUAGAAGCACUGGUCUCCCUGGGGGUCUUCUUAGGGUCUUUGUGUUGAGGACACGGCCCUGGGAUGUGUCCCUGACGCACCCCCGACCCAGAAAUGGUCCCUCCUUUGGGUUUUCCGGGUCACCCACCUGCGCUCUUGGGAGACUCUGCACCAGGCUCCUGCCCUCCAUGGGGGGGGGGGGUGACAGGCACCCUGUGGGACAGCAAGAGUCUCUUUCUGAGAUUCUUGGCGGGGGGUGCCCCCCAGUGUCGGCCCCGGUGGUUUGGAAGUUCCAGCUUGUGUGAUUCUGUGGGUUCCGUUCACUCUUCCCCAAAGGAAGCGGGGUGCAGGUAGAGCCAGGGAUGCUUCUGUGAAGCGAGGGCGGCCCCCAUGGGGCUGAGGCCGUGCGUGUUCUGUCCGAGCCCCGUGGCUGCUUUUCGUCUGGGUUCUCUGUGAGCUUUGAAGAGAUGUCGUGUCUUGUGCAGAUGUCCGAUGUCGGAGGCAGUAGUUCUUCCCGGAAGGCGCUCGAGCCGCCGGCCAGCCUGUGGGGGACCCUGCUGACUCUCCAGCUGGGCGCGGGGAGGGGCCGUUGACAUCUGUGUCCCUCGUCCCCACCCCUUAACCGUGGUGCGCUCAGACUUUGCAGGAGGGUGACCGUUCCUUGCCCCUACUUCCUUCUGGAGGGGGCUUGUGCUAGAGCACGGUCCCCACGCUCCCGACCCAGGGCACGAGUCCGACUUCUCAGCCAGAGCAGUGAGGACCCCAGAGGGCAUCUGGUCGAUGAACCUGUUUGUGAGUUUCUGUCUUUGAGAAGAAAAGGCCUCGCGGGUCCGGUGCCGUGAAUAGAACGUGACACGGCCUCUGAGGUUAACUCCUUUCCAGUAAGACCCGUGGCCCCCUUGUCUUCCCUGUGGCCGGUCCGCGUGUCAGGAGGGGUGGCCAAGCACAGGCAAGGCCUGGGGGCGGGGCCCACCGCGGGCCCCCAUCCGGAAGUGUCAGGUUCACGCUCUGCUCUGCCUGAUGAGGCGCGAGGAGCGGCUGCGGCUGCUCUCAUCAUUCCCGGGGUCCCCUCUGGGGCAGCCUGGCCGGGUCGCGGACCCAGUUGAAGCGAGGUGCGGAAGGCCUCAGUCCUGCUUGCCGGCGGAACCGUUACCAACGGCUGUCUUUUCCCCCCCA